This is a messenger RNA of Peromyscus maniculatus bairdii (prairie deer mouse), 8090 nucleotides long. It is a transcript of the gene Grid2, whose product is annotated as glutamate ionotropic receptor delta type subunit 2. Gene Ontology annotation, molecular function: signaling receptor activity; ligand-gated monoatomic ion channel activity. Gene Ontology annotation, biological process: monoatomic ion transport. Gene Ontology annotation, cellular component: membrane. The record is from RefSeq and is a predicted model, not a curated record. NCBI's taxonomy places the organism in Eukaryota, Metazoa, Chordata, Mammalia, Rodentia, Cricetidae.
ACAACUCUGGCGAUGCCAAAAUUCCCCUCCGAGUGACAGGGCUUGGGAGGAGGCUGCCUCCGGCUGUGCUAGCUCUCGGGUCGCCUGUGCCUCCUCGGCGACUAAGAAAGACUGUGCACUGGCGAGAGGGAUUUGGAAAUUAGUGGAAAAGCUGCACUCAACUCUAUCGUGACCUCAAACUCUGUGGACCGGUUAAAAGAAUAUCUACAUAUUGGAAGGAAAGUCGUGGUCAAGGAAGAUCUGCAUCGGAGGAUGGAAGUUUUCCCCUUGCUCUUGUUUCUGUCCCUCUGGUGGUCUCGAACCUGGGACCUGGCGACCGCUGAUUCCAUCAUCCACAUCGGAGCAAUUUUUGAUGAAUCUGCUAAAAAAGAUGAUGAGGUGUUCCGCACAGCAGUUGGUGACCUCAAUCAGAAUGAAGAAAUCUUACAGACAGAGAAAAUCACAUUUUCAGUGACAUUUGUUGAUGGCAACAACCCUUUUCAAGCUGUUCAAGAAGCCUGUGAACUCAUGAACCAGGGCAUCUUGGCCCUAGUCAGCUCCAUUGGUUGCACAUCAGCUGGGUCCCUCCAGUCUUUGGCAGAUGCCAUGCAUAUCCCACACCUCUUCAUUCAGCGCUCAACCGCUGGGACCCCAAGAAGUGGCUGUGGUCUCACCCGGAGCAACAGGAAUGAUGACUAUACUCUUUCAGUUCGUCCACCCGUCUACUUGAAUGAAGUCAUCCUAAGAGUAGUCACCGAGUAUGCAUGGCAGAAAUUCAUCAUCUUCUAUGACAGUGAAUAUGAUAUCCGUGGGAUACAGGAAUUUUUGGACAAAGUAUCCCAGCAGGGAAUGGACGUUGCCCUUCAAAAGGUGGAAAACAAUAUCAAUAAAAUGAUCACCACCCUCUUUGACACUAUGAGGAUAGAGGAGUUGAAUCGCUACCGAGACACUCUUAGGAGAGCCAUCCUUGUUAUGAAUCCUGCCACAGCCAAAUCCUUCAUAAGUGAGGUGGUGGAGACUAAUCUGGUUGCUUUUGACUGUCACUGGAUCAUUAUAAAUGAGGAAAUAAAUGAUGUGGAUGUCCAGGAACUUGUCAGAAGGUCCAUUGGAAGGUUAACAAUUAUUCGGCAGACAUUUCCAGUCCCCCAGAAUAUAAGUCAGCGCUGUUUCCGUGGCAACCAUCGAAUCUCUUCAACACUGUGUGAUCCCAAGGAUCCCUUCGCACAGAAUAUGGAGAUUUCUAACCUUUACAUCUACGACACGGUGCUUCUGCUCGCAAAUGCUUUCCAUAAGAAGCUGGAGGACCGCAAGUGGCACAGCAUGGCGAGCUUGUCCUGUAUCAGAAAAAACUCGAAGCCCUGGCAGGGAGGGCGGUCCAUGCUGGAGACCAUCAAGAAGGGUGGAGUUAAUGGAUUGACUGGAGAGCUAGAAUUUGGAGAAAAUGGAGGGAACCCCAAUGUACACUUCGAAAUCCUUGGAACCAACUAUGGAGAAGAACUUGGCAGAGGUGUCCGUAAACUUGGGUGCUGGAAUCCUGUCACGGGUCUGAAUGGGUCACUGACUGACAAGAAACUGGAGAACAACAUGCGGGGUGUGGUUCUUCGUGUGGUGACUGUACUGGAGGAGCCUUUUGUAAUGGUCUCUGAAAAUGUCUUGGGAAAACCGAAGAAAUACCAAGGCUUCUCCAUUGAUGUUUUGGAUGCCCUAUCUAACUACCUGGGUUUUAACUAUGAAAUUUAUGUUGCACCGGACCACAAAUAUGGAAGCCCACAGGAAGAUGGGACUUGGAAUGGAUUGGUAGGAGAACUUGUUUUUAAGAGAGCUGACAUCGGGAUUUCUGCUUUAACUAUUACUCCAGACAGAGAGAAUGUUGUGGAUUUUACAACACGUUACAUGGACUACUCAGUGGGGGUUCUACUUCGAAGGGCAGAAAAGACAGUGGAUAUGUUUGCCUGUCUUGCACCAUUUGAUCUGUCUCUGUGGGCCUGCAUUGCUGGCACAGUCCUUCUUGUGGGACUACUAGUCUACCUCUUGAACUGGCUUAAUCCCCCACGAUUACAAAUGGGAUCAAUGACAUCUACUACACUCUACAACUCCAUGUGGUUUGUGUAUGGAUCCUUUGUUCAGCAAGGUGGGGAGGUCCCAUACACAACUCUGGCGACCCGAAUGAUGAUGGGCGCAUGGUGGUUAUUUGCUCUGAUUGUCAUCUCCUCAUACACAGCAAACCUUGCCGCUUUCCUCACUAUCACCCGCAUCGAGAGCUCCAUCCAGUCUCUUCAGGAUCUGUCCAAGCAAACAGAUAUCCCUUACGGCACAGUCUUGGACUCUGCAGUGUAUCAGCAUGUCCGCAUGAAGGGGCUGAAUCCUUUUGAGAGGGACAGCAUGUAUUCCCAGAUGUGGAGAAUGAUCAACCGAAGCAAUGGGUCAGAGAACAAUGUUCUGGAGUCCCAAGCAGGCAUCCAAAAGGUAAAAUAUGGAAACUAUGCUUUUGUAUGGGAUGCAGCUGUAUUGGAAUAUGUGGCUAUCAAUGACCCAGACUGCUCCUUCUACACCGUUGGGAAUACUGUUGCUGACCGGGGGUAUGGGAUUGCACUGCAGCAUGGCAGCCCCUACCGAGAUGUCUUUUCACAAAGGAUCCUGGAGCUGCAGCAGAGUGGAGACAUGGACAUUCUCAAGCACAAGUGGUGGCCUAAGAAUGGCCAGUGUGACCUGUACUCCUCGGUAGACGCGAAACAGAAGGGAGGAGCCCUGGACAUCAAGAGCCUGGCAGGCGUGUUCUGCAUUCUGGCCGCGGGGAUCGUGCUCUCCUGUCUCAUAGCGGUGCUGGAGACGUGGUGGAGCCGGAGGAAGGGCUCGCGGGUCCCAUCCAAAGAGGCUCCAGCCCUGCCAAAUGAAACCGAAAUGUCUGAAAGAAGCCAUGCUUGGCCAUUAAGGCCAUGUUUGAAACUUGGCAGUAAUACCUGGAAAAACCAGGCAUCCAGCCAUGACCUGCACCAGUCUUCACAACUAGGAAGGCCUCUUGAUGACCCAUAACCUCUACCAGCCCCGGAGCUACUGAGCCCUUACCCAACUCUUGAUUUCAGGACUCAUUGGGUCCUGAGUACCACAAACUGGUGAGCUGAUAUACUGUCUCCUAAAUUUAAAAUUCUUCUUCCAUUCAAGAAGUUGUCUUCACCAGGCUGUAACACCUGCUACACUUCCCCUGUCGAAGAGUAGCAAAUGACUGCUGCUUUCGGCCACAGGUCCUGAGUCUAGCCUGGGCCAGCCCAUUAGCCUGGCAACGAUGAUCCUUGUUCAUCGUGGACUGUCUGUGGACUGCUUGCCAAUGUGUCUGGUCAAGAGCAUUCACACUGAGGUCCAAGUCUGAAUCACAACAGUGUUGUCCUCUUGUUCCCAGUUUCCACCUGGUCAAGAUUCCCCUGGGUCCUCAGGCUUGUGAGAGCCAGGAUACAGGGAGAUGUGAAGGACCAAGGAGAAUGUGCCUUGGCAAACUUAACCAGAGAAAAAUAGAACCCUCUUCCAACUCUCACUGAAUCAGUUUUGACUAUGAUUAAUCAUAUUUUGUCAUAGAGUCCUCUCCAUAUUACUAAAAUAAUACCAUAUUCAUAUUUACGAAAGGUCUAAUUUUCUCCAUGCUAAAAGACAUUGCCUUUACUCAGAGACCAAAACGUAGACGUUUUCGAUGGAUUCUUGGCUAAUGGAGAACCUCUAACUUGAAUCCAUAAAAAGUGGAUCUUUUUCAUUGUAAACAAGGGUCACUUGGAUGCUGUUCUCUACCUUAAGUUUGUAGUGCUAGCAUGUUUCAUCCUUCCACCAAGACAACUGAGUUUCCCCCAGUUACACAACUCCACGCAAACAACCUCUUCCCAACAAAAUUUGGAAGAAGUUCAUGAAACAUACAAAGACCUUACAAGCUUAACUUUUGAAAGGAUCUAGCACUGCAUUGAAUUCUGGGAAUAAAACGAGUAAGUCAUGUUCUUGCCCUGAGAAGUUUACAAUCCAAUGAGGAGGUGGGAUAAGUUAAGCUACUGUGUGCUGUAGCAGUACACUGACAGCCAUGAGAAUUACACCUCUGCUCCUUGACCCCAGGGAGCCCAGGACGACUCCUCGAGGAUCUUCUAAUAUUCAGAGUUGAAAGCCAGCUUGCAGGCAUCCCGUUCCUUUGGAGCCCCUGCAGGUAGUGAUCCAGAAGCCACUAGUCACCGAAGCGUUAGUUCUAAGCCACCUGACUUGGAAACAAGUUUUAUGUCAACUUACAGAGCACUUUUUCCAAUCUGCAAUCAAACUGGAAACUCUUACAGGUAAAAAGCAGACUGAAAGGUCAGAAGACAUGGUAGCAAGUUUGGGUCCUUCUAUUUACUAUGACUAAGGGCAAAUCACUUAGACUCUGUGGUCUUUGGUGUCGAUCUUUGAAGACUAAAAAUAAAAGUCUUAUCUACUGUUCCUACCUCACAAGAUUGUUGUGAGAAGCGAGACUGUAAAAGCAGCUUGUUAGCUGUCAGUUCUUAAUCACUAUAGGUUCCUGAUCCUUACUACCAAAUACAAUACCAGCAUUUGUCACAAGGACAUACGCUUACCCAGCCUUUACCCUGCACCAUGGAAUGGUACAAAGAAGAUCAAGGUUCAAGGUCAUCACUUUCCUGGAUAUCUGGUUUUCACAUGGAAAUGCUAAUGCUUUCCAGAAUGACAAAGGUAAAGUUUAAGGAGCAAAGCCAGGACCCUACUGCCACAGAGACACUCCACCAUUAACACAUGGCUACAAUGAACCUGUCAGCCUCCUUCACAGAAGGCUACCCCUAAGGCUUAUGGCAGAGAAUUUAUCCUUGGUUCCAGGAAAGCAGCCACACUGUGGUAGUUCUUGGUACCACCUUGGCUACCACUGCCCGAGGAAUCACCAACCUCUCUAAUGAAGCACAGGCCUCCCCAAAUAAAGUGAUGGAUUAUUCAAAAGGGACACUCACCCAGAUAAAUAAAGUACAUGCUGUUCACGACUGCCUGAUCUAUUACAACUGGACUAGCAGGGGAAAUUUCUAGAUAUGAAUUAAAGCAAGAAUGUGAUGACAUGUUUCUUCUUAUAUCAUUUUUAUCCCUCACAUCAAUUUAGCUUUUAGCAUUAUGAUUCUUACGUGUCUAUUCUCUAACUAUCCAACAGACUGAAGGUAAAAUUUGUUCCUGGUAACAAUUCAUAAAUAUCCCAUUUACACACACACACACACACACACACACACACACACACACACACAAGCACACAGAGGCAAAGGCACAUGUACAUUCCCAAACAUAGGCACAUGAACACACACACACACACACACACACACACACACACACACACACACACACAAGCACACACAGAGGCAAAGGCACAUGUACAUUCCCAAACAUAGGCACAUGAACAUACACACAAACAGGCACAAGCACCUGUGCAUGCACACAUACACAAGUGCACAUAUAUAAACACAUAGGCACAGACAUAUAUAUAUGCACAAAGGGCAAAGGCACAUGUAUGUACAUAUGUCUGUCCACCCAGGCACAUACACACACAUCACAUCACAUCAUUAAGCUGAGGAGCAGGGAAGAACGCCACCAUUUUCUUGUCUCUAUGCAUGGCCAAGCCUGAUUGGACUUUCCUGCUGGUGAUUUAACAUGGACUCUGGAUUAGCUGAUCUGAUUUAAGUUCAGUAUUACCAAAGGUGUCCUAAUGUACCCCAGGAUAAAACCCUGACUCCAGCCAGGUGGUGGUGGCACAUGCCUUUGAUCCCAACACUUGUGAAGCAGAGGCAGGUGGAUCUCUGUGAGUUCGAGGCCAGCCUGGACUACAGAGUGAGAUCCAGUAAAGGUGCCAAAGCUAUACAGAGAAACCCUGUCUCAAAAAACAACAAACAAACAAACAAACAAACAAAAACCCUGACUCCAUUUUAGCUUUAUGUAGUUUAAGUGGAAGUCGCAGUCUGAUGGAGCACUGAUACCAACAAUCCUUUAUCAAAGGGAGAGCUUUCCCCUAAAAAUCCAUGAGCUUCUCCAAAGCUCAGAACACAGUUCCGUGUUCCCCAAGAAUAGCUUCAAUUUUCUCUCAGUGUCACCUUGGAUCAAUACAAUGAUGGUUAUGUACAGAAUUGUGACCCAGAAGAGUCACAGACCCCAAACAGAUAACUUUCUAUUGUCCUACUUCCUCAAGAUCCUAGAGCAAGGAAGGAAGGUUAUGGGUUUAAAAAAAAAUCCAUUCAGCGUUGAUUCCAGCUUUUAAUCAUUUUUUAAUGUAGAGUAGGAAAUAAUCCACAAUCUCCUCCUUGUUGUGAGUGAGAUUAGCUAACCAAAUACAACAUCCAGAGGGCUGAAGAGUCCUUAAGACAUUGACACUGCAGUUUCAGUACCUAAAACAAGUUGAAAAUUUCAAACAAUGUCUUCUAGUCUAGUUCAUAAUCACCACUUGCUUCGGGAAGAAAGCCAGGCAGACUCAAAGCAGCAGCCACCCAAGGUCAGAGGCACUGGGCCAAAGGACCCAGCAAAGAGCAGACCUGAGCCAGGAGGGAAAGCUGUCACUGGCGUGGCAGCCCAUGCUGAUGGAACAAGAUGUUCUACAGGUCAGUGGGGGCUGAGGAAGAGCAGACAGGUCAGAGCAGGGAGGCAAAUGAAGAUGUUGGAACAGGUAUCAGGGUGAUGAACACUAGGCAGAAGCUGCAUCAUGCACUCCACAUAGCAUUUGUCUCAUAGUAGCCUUUCUUGUGACUUCCAGGAUUAUGUCAUAGUUGCUUUCUGUGAAUUAAAAUUCUCACUGUUACUGACGUUGCUUAACCUAGCCAAUCCAGAACAGAGAACACUUCCUCAUCCCAGGCCUAGACAUACUUUUGUUACAUCCUGGUUGAUGUAAUUUUCUUUUACAGAGAUUUUUAAUUUGUUCAUAAACCUUUAAUGUUAUUUUAUCAAUAAAAUUUUGUCAAUAAAUACGCUCCUGGUUGAACUCCAAUUCCUUUAUUAAAUUGUUAAAACUCAGUAACAAAAAUCCAGCCAUGUUGAUCUAUCAUCUGCCUGCACUUGCCUUCUCCAGGCUAUGGGAGGGAGAAGGUGUUCUGCCACAGCUGACCGUCAAGGGAGGUGGAAACAGUUACAGAGAAACACCAGGAAAAGGUUAGCACAGGGAACUUCCCAGGUGACUCACAGCAAGCCUUCCGGAUGAACGUCAAUCUGGAAAUUGUACCUCCCUGGCUUCCAAAAGUCAGAGGCGUUCAACCCUCCCCCUGCCUCAACAGGAUGCAGAAAUCGCCUGCUGAGAGACAGACAUAUGGGAUAGAAAAAAAAAAUAAUGAAGGCAGCAUUUUGCAGGAAGGAGUCACUAAGCAGAGUCCCUAGCUGGCAAGAAUGCCACACUUUUCAGGGAAUUCAUGUGAGAGGUUCCAGCAGUAGAUGGAACACAGCCAGGAACCACAAUGGUGAGAAGAAUGGGGCAGUUUCUGCAACUCAUGUCUGAAUUCUAUAUGUUUUAAAGCUAAGAGCUUACUGCUUCUUGUAAAAGACUUUCUGGGAUUUUUUUUUUUUUUCAUUGAUCUAAGUGAACCUGGGAAGGCUUGAAUCCGUGUGAAUGGAUUGCACACAUUGGGUUAAGAAUAAAGAAACAUAAUCUAGAGAGCAGCAUCAGAGACACAGCAACAGCCUCCGUCGUGUGAGACGUGGAAGUUACCAGGAGAAGGAAACUGUUCUGUCCUGUCCAACGUGCUGUACGGAGAACUGUGCUUACAUGAUGGCUUAGUAAAUGGCAACUGCAUUUUAAUCUUGGUGUGUGCUCCAUCUUCUCUCACAAUCCGUUUCACAUUCUCCAUAAAGUCCAGGAUGAAUGCAGACAUUUUCUAAUGAGCACAGUAUCUCUAAGUAUAAGAAUUAAAGAAAUUCUAAUUGAUAAUAACCAAAAGUAUUCCUAAAAAUUAAACCAAAUGGUCAGCUACUCUUUGCUGAACACAAUUCAUUUUACAGCAGAUAUCCAUGUAAAAAUUAUUGGUAAAAAUUAUUCCAACAAAAUGUCAUUCCAUCUCCCCUUCAAUUGUGUCUAGUGUCAAUACAAUACUAACUGUUCCAUAAACAAUCUUUUUCUCCAUAAAUAAAAUAUUUGUAUACUGAAA